This is a messenger RNA of Hemisphaericaspora subhashii, 320 nucleotides long. RefSeq lists its product as uncharacterized. The annotation marks the transcript as partial. The transcript has a single exon. The record is from RefSeq and is a predicted model, not a curated record. Gene Ontology annotation, biological process: plasma membrane lactate transport. Gene Ontology annotation, molecular function: secondary active monocarboxylate transmembrane transporter activity. NCBI's taxonomy places the organism in Eukaryota, Fungi, Ascomycota, Pichiomycetes, Serinales, Debaryomycetaceae. Gene Ontology annotation, cellular component: plasma membrane.
UCGUUACUGGUGUCUCAUAUCAAUUGGGUAACUUGGUUUCUUCAGCUUCUUCAACAAUUGAAGCUACUAUUGGUGAACGUUUCCCUAUCAAUGCCGCAGAAGGGAUUUAUGACUAUGGUAAGACUAUGGCUAUCUUCGUUGCUGCAGUUGUUCUAUACUUGAUGAUUGUUGUCUUCCUUGGUCCAGAAAACAGAAACGCAGAAUUAGGUGUUGAAAGAGAGGAUAUUUACACCGUCUAUGAUUCUGAUGAAGGUGCUUUGGUUGCACCGGAAAUUGACGAAAAGAAAAACAAGGAAGUUGAAACCAUUGAAAAGGUUUAA